Molecule: messenger RNA, 732 nt
Organism: Paramecium octaurelia
Lineage: Eukaryota; Ciliophora; Oligohymenophorea; Peniculida; Parameciidae
Source: the annotation of a GenBank genome assembly
AUGACUCUUCCAAUCUAUUCAGUUCAAAUAAGGUAUUUCCUAAAUAAGAGAAAUUUCAAUCUUUUGCCCUUUUAGUUGCCUGAAUUUUCAGGCCUCUUCAAAUUUCUUAAUUAAUUUGAUAAUGAUAUCAGAUUUUCCAUAAGUAGAAGUUUUACUGCUAAAUCAAAAUUGAACAAGGCCUCUUCAAAUUUAUUAAUUUCUAUUAUAAUGGCAUCACACUUCACAUAUGCAAAUUAUUAUAAUUUAUNCUCUCCUGAUGGUACUACAUUAGCAUCUGGUAGUGAUGAUAAGUCUAUAUGUUUAUGGGAUGUUAAGACAGGAUAAUGUAGAGUAAAAUUAGAUGGGCAUUCAUCAUCUGUUUAUUCAGUUAUUUUCUCACCUGAUGGUACUACAAUAGCUUCUGGUAGUUCAGAUAAGUCUAUCCGUUUAUGGUAUGUUUAAACAACAAUAGAGAUUAUACCUCGAGAUAAUUGUUACAAAGACCUUCUUUCUUAGUUUAAAUUUCCACUUUAUCAUCAAUUCUGUUUAUAUAAUUGUAAUUAUAUGUAUUACUCUUUAGGUACAAUAGAUCACACAAUACUAAGAAUAUGUAAAAAUCCUAUUUUGGAAAUAGAAGGAGCGUUAAUUUUGAAAGGAGAAUUUAUUGAUUAUUAAGGAUAUGAUUUGCGAUAAUUAUUUAAAUCUAAAGGAAGUUUUAUUUUAGAGAAUGAACUUAAAUAGAAACAAAGUUGA